Messenger RNA from Scomber japonicus (chub mackerel), 4735 nucleotides. RefSeq names its product splicing factor SWAP (gene sfswap). NCBI's taxonomy places the organism in Eukaryota, Metazoa, Chordata, Actinopteri, Scombriformes, Scombridae. The record is from RefSeq and is a predicted model, not a curated record. The transcript is spliced from 19 exons. Gene Ontology annotation, molecular function: RNA binding. Gene Ontology annotation, biological process: RNA processing; mRNA 5'-splice site recognition. The coding region runs from base 1367 to 4036 and encodes 889 amino acids.
UGACAGUGAUAAAUACGCCGACCUCUUGGUGUUCGGCUAUGCCUGCAAACUGUUCCGAGACGACGAAAGGGCUGUUUACCACGAACAUGGAAAGCAUCUUAUCCCAUGGAUGGGGGACAAGAACAUCAUGAUUGAUAGGUCGGUUGAACACUCAGACCGAAACCUUAUGCUAACCAUCUAUCCUGUCCGUUAGCCUAUGUCCAAAAUUCAAGGGACCACUUUUGGAGUUUGUCUUGCAGAAGCUUGGGAAUACCAGCAACUGACGACGAAUGUCUUGUUUCUUGUCUGCUAACUUGUUUUUUGGACAUUCAGCACUGCAGAAAAAAAGAGAGAAAAUGAAAAAAUAAAAAUGGUAUCUGAAGUUUCUCGAGUAACAUGCUAAGAUGCAAAUAUCCCAGCCAAGUAACAACAACUAUGAUUAUCAACUAUCAAUUUGAUUAGGUACACCUGCUAGGGCUAAUGCAGUCUAAUGCAACAACAAUGAUAUAAAUAGGUUGGGCAAAGCUGUAAUAAAAACCCAAUACAGCUCAACAGCACAUACAACCUCCACAACGAUCUAAAAGUUUAAUUAACACCACUUUAAAACUGUUUACACCAAAACAGAACCCUAUGACCUUGAUGAAGGUGAUAGUUAUUGCAGUGUUGUUGUGUCAGGUUGCAUUAGUUUAAGCUAAAUGUGCCAUAUAGAUUAGCAUUAUGUUAGAGACAAACAAAAGCAUUAAAAUGCAUUAGCUUUGAGGUUGGUUUUGUAUCUUGGCAUGUUGGAAGAAUUUCCUCUGGAAACUUUUACUCUGGGCAUACUUUGUAGUUGAGUUAUAUGACAGUAAAAAUGGGAGUGAGGCACACAGAGGAUGUUUGAUUCUGUUUGUCCUUUUCAAAUGGAGUUUUUGCUGUAAAAUACCUGUCUACACAAAGCAAAUGUCCUGGGAUUUUCUUAUUUGCUGAUAUCCACAAGGCCAGAGCAAAUUCUAACCAACACUAAAGUUACUGCAGCGAAGGUGAUUCACAAUGUCAAUGUGAAGCUAUUACUGUGGUCUUUUCAGCCUUUCUAUAAAAUGCUGAGCUGCAGACAGUGUGGUCAUGCUUUGUCAUGCCAUCUACAGUACACAACACACAAAAACAAUUUUAACCACAAAAUAGUCAAUGGAUUUAUUCUGUUGAAUCACCUUGAUCUGCAGUGGCCCAAGUUGUGUUUCAUUUGUACAGCCUAUGUAUGUGUGUCUUUAUCACAUAACCCAGUUCUUUCCCCAGCAAGGUAGGCUAAGGGGUCCUGCCAAACCCCGAAUGCCAACCACAGCACCCCAUUUCUUUGUCUUCAUGAAGAAACUUCAACUGAGAGGUGGCGUAGAGGGACGAACCCAGGAAAAUGUCGUCCAUUUGGGUUCUUACGGAUAGAUACGAUGGGCGUGGUCACUUACAUGACCUUUCAGAGUAUGACAGCGGGUCAUGGAACACAUCAUACCAGCUGUCAGAGGAAGAGGCCAGAAUUGAGGCGCUGUGUGAUGAGGAGAGAUACCUGGCCCUGCACACUGACCUGCUGGAAGAAGAGGCUAGACAAGAGGAGGAGUACAAACGUCUGAGUGAGGCUCUGGCAGAUGAAGGCACCUACAAUGCAGUGGCCUUCAAAUACAGCGCUGACUACUAUGACCCCUCCCAACCCACAGAAGAGGAGGACGCUAACAGAGAAACUGAAGAAGCUGAGCCUGAGGAGAGUGAGGAGCCUUUUGUUGCUCCCCCAGGGCUGGGUAUCCCAUCUGAUGUGGAACUGCCGGCAACCAUCAAGACCCAUAACAUCAUCGAGAGGACAGCCAACUUUGUAUGUCAGCAGGGUGCUCAGUUUGAAAUAGUGCUGAAAGCCAAGCAGGCCAACAACUCCCAGUUUGACUUUCUUCGGUUUGACCAUUACCUGAACCCUUAUUACAAACACAUCCUGCGGGCCAUGAAGGAAGGUCGAUACAACCUUGUCUCCGCCAGCAAGCAAGAGCAGUCGCAGGAAUCCAAUUCUGAUGAUUCAGAUGAGGAUGGGGAUGGCAGUUACCUCCAUCCCAGUCUAUUUGCCCCUAAAAGGAGCUCUCGCCUGGAGGAGCUGAUGAAGCCACUACAAGUAAUGGACCCAGACCAUCCUCUGGCAGCACUCGUUCGAAAAGCCAAACAGGAGAGAAAUGGUACGGCAGCAGUGGCCACCAAACCAGAGGAAGUGGCAGACCCAGCUGCAUCUGCCACACCAGCGCAGUACACUGCAGAUCCAAAUGCAGCAGCAAUGUACUAUGGGUACUACAUGCUCCCCGAUGGAACAUUCUGCUUAGCCCCACCUCCACCAGGAAUAGAUGCCAGCUCCUACUACAAUAAUAUACCCUCGGCUGUCAUGGCUCCCCCUACUUCAUCUGCUUUGCCUCAUGUUGGCGCUACACCCACACCUCCUGAAACCAUUGCCAUGGCACCACCAGCUACAACCCCCUCUCAGGUUACCAGCUCUGCUGCUCCUGCCACCUUACCAGAAACCAGUCAGAAAGCUGAAGCUCAGGUUUCUACACCAGCAGUGGCAGCCAUUAUUCCUCCACCACCUGACAUCCAGCCAGUCAUAGACAAGCUGGCUGAGUAUGUUGCUCGGAAUGGUGUUAAGUUCGAGGCCAGUGUACGUGCCAAGAAUGAUCCAAGGUUUGACUUUCUGCAGUCUUGGAAUCAGUACAACACCUAUUACGAGUUUAAGAAGAAUUACUUCAUGCAGAAAGAAGGGAAAGGCUUGCCAGAGACUGAGACAGCAGAUGAUGAGCUUCAAUCGGACAAGUUAGCCAAGGAUUGUAAGCUGAAUAAAGCCUCUUUCGCCCCCAUCUGUUUUGCCAUCAAAGCAAAAGAAAAUGACAUGCUGCCUCUGGAGAAGAACAGAGUUCGGUUGGACGAUGACUCUGACGAGGACAAGUUGCUGGAGGGUGAGGGUCUGGAAGCUGUGAUUGGUGGAGCUGAAAUGGUCGAUAAGGAGCCUCCUCCAGUCAGUGCACCAGAAGAGAAGAGACCAACACUCAGUUUGGAGGAGCUGGAGGCAAAACAAGCCAAGCAGAAACUGGAGGAUCGCCUUGCAGCCGCGGCCAGGGAGAAGCUGGCCCAGGCAUCUAAGGAGUCCAAGGAAAAACAGUUACAGGCAGAGAGGAAGAGGAAGGCAGCACUCUUCCUACAGACCCUCCGCGGCCCCUGCCCAGGGGAGCCUGAGGCUAAGAGAGCUGAACUAGAUGCAUCCGCACAGCUUGAGAUGCAAGAAGCCCUUUCUGUUCUGUCCGACCUUCCACCUCCUCAAAUGUCUUCUGCACCACCUGCAUAUCCUCAGGACCACAGGCCCCCUGCAGAGAACCAAGGGGCCUUCCGCAGUAGGGAGGCCCCAUCCUCAUCCUCCUACACUUCUUCCAGAGGAGGAGACCGAGAUAGAGAUAGAGAUAGAGAAAGAGAUAGAGAUCGUGACAGAGACCGAGACCGAGACCGAGACAGAGACAGAGACAGGGAGAAAGACAGAGACAGGAACAAAGGAAGGGACAAAGACAAAAAGAAGAAAAAACACAAGAGGAGAUCCAGAUCACGGUCGAAGAGCAGACACUCCCUUCCCAGUGCCUACAGGAGAGCCCGCAGGUCCCGAUCCCGUUCACACUCCCCGGGGAGAAGGGACAGGAGGGGUCCCUCAUCAGAAAGGAGACGUGAUGAGAGAGAAUGGGAGCGCUAUCAUCCCAGCAGCAGCUCCAGCCUGCCCAGGGGGCAUUCAAGAUCCAGGUCCCCCUCUGAUAAAAGGAGAAGUUCCUUGGUGUCCUCAGGACAGAUGCAAAUUGCAGGUUCCUCUUUUUCCCCUUAUUCCUCACCGGGCAGAGCUUUGUCCCCAUCAGCUAGCCCUGCCUCCAGCCUGGCUCACUCCAGGGGUGGUUCUCAGGAGAAAGACAAGGCAGUGUCCUCAUCCAUAGUAUCCUCUGUUCAGUCCAAAAUAACUCAGGAUCUGAUGGCCAAAGUGCGAGCCAUGCUUGCCACCUCCAAGACCCUCCAUCCACCCAAUUCCUAAAGAAAGUGCGGCUCUUUACCAUCCACGAUAACCAUGGGAGAUCAGCAAGCUGCAUUCUCCAAUUUCCUGAACUUUUAUAUGGCAUGGAUCUGUUUUGUUUUUUUUUGACUCCCUGUGUUUAUCCUUAGUUUAUCAUUUCAUCUUGAUUUGAGCAUCAGCAGACUCAGUUUGGCUGCAGCAAUGUGAGAGUGAGGUGAAGGCACUCACUUAAGUUGAAAUAUCCAGUUUCACACUUGACCUGAAAAAAUCAGCUCAUGAGCUGGGAGAUCAUGUCAGUAGUUGACAUGUUUUGGUGCAGGGGAUCUCAAAUAGUGGAAAUAAUCCAUAUGUUAUUUAACAUCCUGUUUUGAAACACUUUUCUCCCAUGUGAGGACAGUUAUUCUCUGCAGCAUUACCUAACACUGCUGGAGGUCUGUAUUCUCUCCUUCUAUGAAGGGUUGUGUUGUUUUGAUCAGUUCAUUUCUGUCCUCUCUCAUGUACUAUUCUUUGCUGUUGUUUGCCCUCUUUUUUUCCCCCUCCCCCAGCUGUCUUUUCUCUCCAGCAUCUCACCCAUCUACACGAGAAGCUGUUUUAAUUUUUUACUCUCGUCCCUCAGCUCUAGUGCGUGGCCUUCUAUUUCUGUUCCUCGUUUGUACUGAAAUGGAAUUUAAUGCCGAACUUUCUAAUCCAGUCUGUCAAUAAAGUUUCAAUUAUGAUUUA